UCAGUGCUCGUCUAUUCACUUAGCAUCUAGUAGUGAUGACGAAAGACGACUGGUGUGAUACGCAAUUCCGUACUAGACAAAUGAUACGCUGUACCAGGUACUUGACAAUUCGCUUAGCGUCGAUCUGUAACAAGUCGAAUGGCGGCAGACGUGAAUGAAUAAAUACCAUAACCUAAAGAGUAUAAUUAAAGACCUUUGUGUAAACAAACAUCUGUUUAGUAUUCGGCGAAUAUACAAACAAACGGUCGCCACUCGCCGUUAGUUGAGUUAAUCGACUAUUGCUAAAGUAGAGGUUUCUGAUAAUCACAGUUAUUUGUAGCUAUUGCUUGUAACUCAAAGAAAUAAUUAUAUUUCCAACACACUUUUCCAAUAAGCUUCAAGUAAUAUUCAGAUAUUAUAAAUACUAAUUAAUUUGUCAGAUGAAAAGUAAUUGAUUUCGGUUUUUCCCAUACAAUCAAAUGAUGAAUGGCAAGUAAUAAUUAGUUGUAGUUUAAGACUGUUACAAGUUUUAUACAAUAAUUAGAUUAGUCUUAUGCAUUUGGCGACGUCUUGUUGUGCCGCCUGAUAAAGAUGAACAACGUAUUGGUACACUAUCCUUUUUUUAUAAACACAAUCAUUUUAGUAAGUGAGGAGUUUUAUUGUGUGUUCUCGUGAAUACGACACUGUUUAUAUUAAUCUAUCAAGAAAAACUCCAUAAUGGUUUGUGCGACUCGUAUAGCGAAAACACAUUCUGACUUACACAGCAUACAACACAAGCAGUUUGUUCACGAACUAUGAACUGAUGACGAACUAAUCCGAUUUCCGGUAUGACAACUAUCAGUGACUGGUGUCAGUAAGCGAAGCGAAGGGGUGGUGUCGCCAUGGACUCGGCAGUCCAGAGGAGGGCGCCGCGGCGCAUGGACCGACUCAAUAUGCAGGUGCCCCCCGCCUGGGUGGAGGGUCCACCACCAUCCAAAUCCCAGGAUCUGCAGGCUGACUGUUCUUGCCAUUGCUUCCGUCAUGCAGUUGCUGACUUCACCCAGCACUCUACUCUGCAUGGGCUACGUUAUGUGGCUGAUCAAACCAUAUCACGAGCCGAGAGGUUGUUUUGGGUGAUAUCAUUUGGAUUGGCCUGCAUGUUUGCUACAAACUUUAUAUCAAAUGUAUACUACAAGUGGACUCACAGUCCUGUGAUCAUGAGUCUAUCACCAGAGCCUACUUUGCUGUCUGCUAUCCCCUUCCCUGCCAUCACCAUAUGUAACAUGAACAAUGCCAGACGAACUGUCGCCCAAGGUAUACUGGACAGGGCAAGAGCUUCAGGGAUGGAAGGAUCAAAAGAGAGGAAAAUGUUGAAUGAUUACUGCAACAAGCCUCAGGAAAAAGAGGACAGCAACAUUGAAGAGUCCGACAUUAACUGGAAUGAUCUGCAGUCAUUCAUGAUCAAUGUGUCACAGCCUUGUCACGAGAUGUUGGUAGCUUGUUACUGGCACGGCGAAAAGUACAAGUGUGAGGAUUUGUUUAAUCCAACUCUCACUGAUGAAGGCAUUUGCUGCUCAUUUAAUAAGGUCAAGCGAGAUUUCAUAUUCCACAAUCCGCGAGACCUGUCAGAUCUCAAUGUUACAUUCCCGUUUGAGUCAAUCGACUGGACUCCUGAGAGAGGCUAUCCCGAAGGUGCUAAUGUGGACCACCUACCCUGGAGAGCCUGGGGUGCUGGCAGUCACCUGGGCCUCAGUAUUGUGUUGGACGCCAACCUUGAUGAGUAUUAUUGUUCAUCAGAGGUUAGCAUUGGGUUUAAGGUAGUACUCCAUAACUCAGUUGAAACUCCAAAGAUGAACGCGUUUGCUACACUCCUGGAACCUGGGAUAGAGUCCCGUAUGAUUGUGGAUCCACUUAUCAUGACCAGCACUGAGCAGUUUCAGCGGAUUCCAGUACAGAAACGCAACUGUGUGUUCGGCAGUGAAAGGAACCUCUCGUUCUACCGCACAUACACUCAACGCAACUGUGCGCUCGAGUGUGAGGCCAAAUUCACCCUAGAUGCCUGUAACUGCGUCCUUUACUACAUGCCCAAAAAUGAAUCCACCCGCAUCUGCAGCAGAACUGAUCAAGACUGUGCUCAAAGAGCUUUAAAGGCCAUGGAGCUACGUCUGAUAGACGAUGGGAAUAUUUCUGCCUCUUUGAACACCUCCCGAACUAAAGCCUGUGGAUGUAAACCGGGAUGUUUCGCAGUUGCGUACAAAAUAAAACAGUCAACAUCCAAACUUACAUCAAAAAAUGACAUUGAUAAAGAACUAUUAGGUGAAAAGGACACAACUUACUUCAGUAAAAACAUGGCAGUUCUCCAUGUAUUCUUCACAGAAACACAAUACACUGCACACCAACGGGGUGAGCUGUUUGGUUUCACUGAGCUUUUAUCCAAUACUGGAGGGUUGCUGGGACUAUUCAUGGGGUUCAGUUUCCUCAGUGCUGUUGAGGCUGUCUAUUUCUUGACUCUGCGGUUGUGGUGCUCUCUCCACCGUCGUCGUGACAAGACCUCUCCUAUCACACCUUACAAAAUUGCCAAAGCCAAAACACCAUUUCCUUUUACUCAGUAGUGGUAUUUGCUGAUUCAUUAUUGUGUUAUAUGUACACUUAUCCCAAUAGAAACUUGAAGUUGGAAUAUAUGAGUGUUUUAAGGCAUACAAAUAUAUUAAAAAAGAUAUAUAUAUAUAUAUUUAUAUAUAUAU
Molecule: messenger RNA, 2702 nt
Organism: Homalodisca vitripennis (glassy-winged sharpshooter)
Lineage: Eukaryota; Metazoa; Arthropoda; Insecta; Hemiptera; Cicadellidae
Product: pickpocket protein 28-like
Exons: 11
Coding region: 861-2570 (569 amino acids)
Biological process (GO): sodium ion transmembrane transport
Cellular component (GO): membrane
Molecular function (GO): ligand-gated sodium channel activity
Source: RefSeq, a predicted model, not a curated record